This is a messenger RNA of Opisthorchis viverrini, 1035 nucleotides long. RefSeq lists its product as hypothetical. Lineage: Eukaryota; Metazoa; Platyhelminthes; Trematoda; Opisthorchiida; Opisthorchiidae. Bases 1 to 1035 code for a protein of 344 amino acids. The transcript is spliced from 7 exons. The record is from RefSeq and is a predicted model, not a curated record.
AUGGUGCAAUGCAACAAGGAGACCCGUCCGGUUGGACGCACCCUCAUACAUGCUGCAGGAUCUUCAAGGUGGCAUGCCAGACAAACAGGUGAACGACAGCCACUGACCAACAAGAACAAGAUUGACCCAGGAUACUUGGGCAGAAUGCUCGAUCUUGCUUAUCAAUCCGCGCCGGUUAAUGAGAAGCCUGUCAAGAAAGGAUUUGCUGAAUGGGUGGUUGGGCUUCAGGCGUGCUUUAAAUUGGGUUCGAGAAGGAGCGUGUACAACCGUCGGAGGAAGGUCAUUCCACGCAUUACUACCCGAAAUGAAAAAAUGUUUUGUCUAAUGAAUGUGUGUGCCCUGAGCUUGAAGAUUUUCUUACUAUGUUCCCGCCAGGCUACUUCAGAUGCGGCUUCAGAUGCGUUUGCUGAGAAUUUGGGCGCCGUAUCGUUUUCAUCUUUCAAGGCGUUUGAGAAGGCGUUAAAUGAAUACAUGAAGAAUAACUACGUGGUAUUCGUGCGUUCAUCCAGCAGUCGAAGCACAAACGCUGUUUUGCGAUAUGAAUGGGUGUACUAUAAAUGCAACAGGCGACCCCCGAAACCAAGCGAAAGUCGGGGAAUUAGAAAGAGCUAUACACGAAGCACCGGUUGUCCAGUCCGAUUUUGUCUAAGGAGACGCGGAAACAAACUCCUAGUCACCUCGUAUUAUCUUGAACAUAAUCAUGAGUUGACCAAGUAUUCGUACGAUCGAAUUCCUGUAAACCGACGGCUAACCAAAGAGGAGGUGGGCACUUGCAGGGCACUGCUGAACUAUGGUACGCCGUUGUGUGAAGUGCGGCAAUUUGUAGCCGACGAAUUCGGCAAGGUCCUAACCACCCAGGACCUCUACAACUACCGUCGAAACUUGACAAAUCCGGUGGCGUGCUUCUGUUAUAGUCCUGGCAAGGUCAUCAGAGUGGAUUGUUCCGAGGCGAAUCCUUUUGCCCCGAUGCCUGAUACAUACAUAAUUUGCUGUCGGUGGUCGAGAAUAGUGCAGCUCAACGCAGAUGUCGGUUGA